Molecule: messenger RNA, 1456 nt
Organism: Oryza brachyantha (malo sina)
Lineage: Eukaryota; Viridiplantae; Streptophyta; Magnoliopsida; Poales; Poaceae
Product: leucine-rich repeat extensin-like protein 6
Exons: 1
Coding region: 74-1237 (387 amino acids)
Molecular function (GO): protein binding
Source: RefSeq, a predicted model, not a curated record
UACUCAACACUCUCUUCUUCCCCUCUCUCUCUCUCUAGUCUCUCUCUCUAGUUUCUCUCUCUAGCCAAGCAAAAUGCAGCUCCUCUCAAAGCAUCAAAGAACCACAAGGACACUCAUCUCCCUCUUCCUGAUCGGCCUCCUCGCCUCCCCAUGUCUGCCCGCUCAGCCGCUGCCUUCGCCGGCGCCUUCUCCGGCGCCCGCGCCGCCGGCGCUGCCGCUGUCGCCGUUCAAUGAGCGGCUGGAAGCGGCGUACGUGGCGUUCCAGGCGUGGAAGCACGCCAUCACCGAGGACCCCAAGAACCUGACCAAGGACUGGUGCGGGCCCUUCGUGUGCAACUACACCGGCGUGUUCUGCGCGGCGGCGCCCGACGACCCGCACACCCUGACCGUCGCCGGGGUGGACCUCAACCACGGCGACAUCGCCGGGUGCCUCCCCGACCACCUGGGGCUCCUCGCCGACGUCGCGCUCCUCCACCUCAACUCCAACCGGUUCCGCGGCAUGCUGCCGCCGUCGAUGCAGCACAUGCGGCUGCUGUUCGAGCUCGACGUCAGCAACAACCUCCUCUCCGGCGCCUUCCCGGCCUUCCUCACGUCGCUGCCCAAGCUCAAGUUCCUCGACCUGCGGUUCAACGGCUUCGACGGCGAGCUCCCCGACGCCGUGUUCGGCCGGCAGCUCGGCCUCGACGCGCUGUUCGCCAACAACAACCGCUUCAACGUGUCGCUGUCGUCCAAGAGCCUGACCAACUCGACGGCGUCGGUCAUCGUGCUCGCCAACACCCGCCUCGCCGGCUGCCUCCCGCCGUCCAUCGGCGACAUGGCCGACACGCUGGUGGAGCUCAUCCUCCUCAACACCAGCAUCAGCUCCUGCAUCCCGCCGGAGAUCGGCAAGCUCAAGAAGCUCAAGGUGCUCGACCUCAGCCACAACGACCUCGCCGGGGAGCUGCCCGACAGUAUCGGCGACAUGGAGAGCCUCGAGGUGCUCAACGUCGGCUACAACAUGCUCGCCGGCGAGGUCCCCGAGGCCAUCUGCGAGCUCCCCAGGCUGAGGAACCUCACCAUCGCCGGCAACUACUUCUGCGACGAGCCGGUCUCCUGCCUCCACGUCCCCCUCCGCGACGACCGGAUGAACUGCAUCCCCGACUGGCCGCACCAGCGCUCCCCGGAGGAGUGCAUCGCCUUCGCCCACCGCCCGCCGCCGCACUGCGCCGCCGACGGCUGCAUCGUCUCUCCGCCGUGAGAGCUCGAUCGAAACCGUGCCGUGGCCAUGGCCAUGGCCGGUGGCCGGUGCAAUGCUGCCGCUGCAUGGCCGUCGUUGAUGACGUACGUAGUUGGUUAAUUGGUCGUAGAGAAUGCAAAAAAAUUAAAUCUCCAUGUGCGUUUUCUAGGACAAGUAUUUUAGCCAUUAAUAUCCUAUAUAUCAUCCAAAUCAUUUCCAAAUUCAAUGGUUGCUAAAAAA